This is a messenger RNA of Anopheles moucheti, 2665 nucleotides long. It is a transcript of the gene Nop60B, whose product is annotated as H/ACA ribonucleoprotein complex subunit 4. Gene Ontology annotation, biological process: snRNA pseudouridine synthesis; box H/ACA sno(s)RNA 3'-end processing; mRNA pseudouridine synthesis. The transcript is spliced from 2 exons. NCBI's taxonomy places the organism in Eukaryota, Metazoa, Arthropoda, Insecta, Diptera, Culicidae. The coding region runs from base 122 to 1669 and encodes 515 amino acids. The record is from RefSeq and is a predicted model, not a curated record. Gene Ontology annotation, cellular component: box H/ACA snoRNP complex. Gene Ontology annotation, molecular function: RNA binding; pseudouridine synthase activity.
AACGUUUCUUGCCCGGCGUGUUUGAUAAUACGAACCGCGUGUUUGGUGCAAUUGAACGGAUCUCGGAGGAAUCUGAACAAAGUUUGGCUUGCAGCAGAGAAAUAAUAAAUCUAGCCUAAUCAUGGAAGUGGAUAUUCCGUCGCCAAUUAAGAAGGAGAAAAAAAAGAAGAAAAUAAAACAAGAACCUGAGGCGGAGAUUGAAAAUUUGGGCGAGAUUCAGAAGUCGGGCGAUUUCCAGUUGAAACCUUCGUCUGCCAUCGCUACUCUGGAUACGUCUAAAUGGCCAUUGUUGUUGAAGAACUUCGACCGCUUGAACGUGCGUACCAACCAUUACACGCCACUGCCGUUCGGAUCGUCCCCGUUGAACCGCAAGAUAAAUGACUAUGUAUCAGCCGGCUUCAUCAACUUGGACAAACCGUCCAACCCUAGCUCGCAUGAAGUGGUAGCUUGGAUCAAACGAAUACUGAAAGUAAACAAAACGGGCCAUUCGGGAACAUUAGAUCCGAAGGUGACGGGUUGUUUGAUCGUGUGCAUUAAUCGUGCCACUCGUUUGGUGAAGAGCCAACAGAGCGCCGGUAAAGAAUACGUGGCCGUGUUUAAGCUGCACUCCGCCGUGGAAAAGAUCGCUAAAGUGACCCAGGGGCUAGAGAAGCUGCGAGGUGCUCUGUUCCAGCGCCCUCCGUUGAUUUCGGCCGUCAAACGACAGUUGCGUGUGCGCACCGUGUACGAUUCUAAGCUGUUGGAUUACAAUGAUCAACGUAAUAUAGGCGUAUUUUGGGUAAGUUGCGAAGCUGGUUCAUACAUUCGAACGAUGUGCGUCCACCUGGGUCUUGUACUCGGUGUCGGCGGACAGAUGCUCGAACUUCGCCGCGUCCGUUCCGGCAUUCAGUCGGAAAAGGAUGGCAUGGUAACGAUGCACGAUGUGCUAGAUGCUCAGUAUCUGUACGAAAAUCACAAGGACGAGUCAAUGUUACGCCGUGUGAUAAAACCACUGGAGGGUUUGCUCGUUGGCCACAAACGCAUCAUCAUGAAGGACAGCUCGGUGAAUGCGGUGUGCUAUGGGGCGAAAAUUUUACUACCCGGCGUACUGCGCUACGAGGACGGGAUCGAGAUCGAUCAAGAAAUUGCGAUCGUGACUACCAAGGGCGAGGCAAUUGCUUUGGGCAUUGCUCUAAUGACAACGGCCACAAUGGCUGGAUGUGAUCAUGGAGUCGUUGCAAAAAUUAAACGCGUCAUAAUGGAACGCGACACGUACCCACGCAAAUGGGGCCUUGGACCGAAGGCUUCGAUGAAGAAGCAGUUGAUAGCCUCGGGAAAGCUGGAUAAAUACGGCAAACCGAACGAAAACACACCGAAAGAUUGGCUUAACAGCUACACCGACUUCAACCAGUCUGCUAAGCAAACGAAUGGGAAUGGAACAUCCGCAGGGGAGGAUGGUGGCAAGCGCAAACUUAGCAUUGGUGAUACCAACAUGGAAUCGGUGAUUGACGAUGGAGAAGAGAAGAAAAAGAAAAAGAAGAAACACAAGAAGGAUGCUGAGGAUGCCGCAGAAGGGGAAGGCGAAGAGGAACAGCCAAUGCACCAGACGGCAGGUGAGGAAGAUGUAAAGGAGAAAAAGAAAAAGAAAAAGAAAGAUAAGAGUAUGUCAAUGGAAGCAGCAUCCGUGUAAGGAAUGGUCGGAUUCUAUUUCGCUAGAUGUAUCGAUAGACAGCAUUUUGCAUCGAUGGAAUUGGUUGGUAAUUCAUUUUAUUCAAAGAAAUCCUUUGUAUUUGUUUGACACGAGUUUUGAUCCGUUUGUUCCAUUUUCCAUCCACUAGAAGCAAACACAGAUGUUAGAUUUUAAAUGAUCCAAAAGAACUACCAUUUUAUGAAAAUUUCACGAACUCAUUUGUUUGUGGACAUUGUAUAACAGUAAUUACCUGUUCUGGUAUCAACCGCAGAAGAAGGCAAGAAAGAGUUCAAGAAUUCAGCAUUGCACUUCAUCCUUUUUCAUUUUGCAUUUAUGCAACUAACAGACAGAAUGGAAGAGGCAUAUAUUCUUAGUGAAGGAAUAUGUGUUUGGUGUUGUUUUUAGAAUUCUUUCACAUACAUACUGCAACUAUGUUAAUCAAGAAUUAAUACUUUAAGCCUAAGAAAUACAAAAAUGAAAUCAAAGAGAAGAAUCCUUUGAACUUUAGUGAGUAAGAUGUACUGCAGCUGGAAAUUGAGAAACGUGAAAGUGAUAGCUAAUGUAAUCGAAAGUACAUCGGGAACUAUCAACGUGCAAUUUGAACAGAAUGAUCACCCAGAAGCAGUUGCAGUUCUUGGUGGUUCUAUUGUGUACAGUAUGCUGGGGCAGUCGAGUAAUCUUUUUUAAUCCAUCCAAAAACGAAACAAUCAAUUAAGUUAACUCAAGCAAACAAUAGAUUUUUCAGGAACAGACGGAAUAUACCAAGCAACUGAAAUAUUCUCAACAAAAAAAUCAUACUGCAGUGUACCGCAUUUAUGAAGGCAUCCAAAUUUGUUACAAUUGAGUGGAGCUCUAGUAAUAAAAAGGCGAGCACAUUGUUCACGUGGUGUGUGAAGAUAAAAUUAGCGCCAACAUGAAGUUGGAGAAGACGGAUACAAACUGUAGUGUCACGCCCCAGCAUACAGUGUAUGAAAAAAUCAUCUUAUUGGAAAAACG